Messenger RNA from Micropterus dolomieu (smallmouth bass), 2337 nucleotides. Its product is annotated as carboxypeptidase N subunit 2. The record is from RefSeq and is a predicted model, not a curated record. Gene Ontology annotation, molecular function: protein binding. The transcript has 2 exons. Gene Ontology annotation, cellular component: extracellular matrix. Bases 40 to 2337 code for a protein of 765 amino acids. Lineage: Eukaryota; Metazoa; Chordata; Actinopteri; Centrarchiformes; Centrarchidae.
CUGUUUUAUCCCAGGACGGAAAAUUAUCAGUGAAUAAGCAUGUCAAGAGGAGAAAUCAUCAUUUUGUUUCUGUCUUUGUUGAUUGAGUCUUCACUGACUCAAAGAAAUCCAUGUGAAAGGGAGGCAGACUGCCCCAAAGACAACCAGGAAGUUUUUAGUACAUCUACGACAGAAAUCCCACGCGUCCUGAGAACAGGUGUGACAGAGGUUUUCUUUGUGGACAGCCAGAUCAAAACAAUCCCCAAAGAAGCCUUUGUUGAAAACCCCCAGCUUGAAAAGGUGGAGUUCAUGAACACUAAUACGACGUCUAUUGAGCCUGGAGCUUUUGAAGGUUUGAUACACCUCAAGCAUAUUGAGAUCUCCAGCACUCCAUUAACGUCAAUCCCAGUGGGAGCCUUUAAAGACCUCGGCAACCUGGAGUUUAUUGUACUAAAGCUAAACAAGCUCCAUAGUCUGGAGAAGGGCUUGUUUGACGGCCUUAAAAAAGUAAAAUAUCUCAAGUUACAUGACAACGAGAUUGAAUCGAUUGAAGACGGGACCUUUGAUGGUCUAGAGGAACUUGAAUUGCUCCAUUUAGCUAAAAAUAAUCUCUCUGCUGUAUCUGCCGACUGGUUCUCAGACCUAAAGAAACUGCAGAUUCUCCGGCUUUAUGAGAAUCAGCUGACCAGUGUUCCUGAGGAGAUUUUUCAGAAUUUGACAGAAUUGAAGGAAAUUGGGUUGCAGAGAAACAAAAUAACAGAAUUAUCACAGAAUCUCUUUCCACAUAAAAUCAAACUAAAUAAGCUGUAUUUGGAUAGUAAUCUCCUGACUGGUCUACCGCCAGAUUUUUUCAUUGGCUUCCCUCAGCUUAAAACACUGACCCUGUUUAAUAAUCAACUGACUAGUCUACCACCAGUGCUUUUUGGAGAAAUGCCAAAAUUCACUGACUUAGGCCUCGGUCAAAAUAAUCUCAGCUCUCUUCCUAAAGGAAUAUUAGGCCCUCUGAAGAAACUCAGGAAGCUUGAUCUGUCUAAAAAUCACUUUGUCACCUUGAAUGCUGAGUAUUUUGUAGGCCCUGAUAAGCUUUUGGAGCUGAAUCUACAGCACAACAAGAUACAUUUGCUGGAUGAAGGUGUGUUUGAAAAGCUACAGUCACUGACAACACUCAAGCUAGCCCACAAUGACCUCCAAAUGCUUCCUGAGGAUAUUUUUCAGCCUUUAACAAAACUCAAAAAACUUUACCUCAAUGGCAACCCUUGGAACUGUGACUGUAACCUGGUACAUCUUUACCUCUGGAUGAAGGCGAACUCUGACAAGAUUGCGUCUACUGUGGUCUGUGAGUAUCCAGAACAUCUAAAAGAUCAGGAAAUCCAAUCACUAACAAUGGAUCAACUUAUUUGCCCCACCCUUCCCCCCACAACCACUCUCUUGAUCACCACAUCUACCACAACGAUCCCAACGACAGAACCAGCAACGACCACCCUUACUACAACAACACCUCUUCCUACAACACCAACCACCACUUUUCCACUCCCUACAAUGCCUCCCACAAUGACCACGCUCACCACUAUACUCCCAACCACAGAACCAAUCACCACCAUCCUCACAACCACAACUCCAACAACCUCUUUGCCAACUACAACUAUAUCAACCACUACUGUCUCCACCACGGCACUAGCCACAACAACCACAACAACACCAACAACCACGGCUCUGCCAACAACCACACCCACAACCACUAUGAGCACAGCUAUAGACACCACAGUCAUGACCACAAUAUUAACAACUGCACCCACAACCACAAUAAUAACAACUGCACCAACAACCACAAUAACAACUGCACCAACAACCAUGACCAUGACAACAACAACUGCACCAACAACCACAACCAUGAUAAUAACAACCGCACCCACAACCACAACCAUGAUAAUAACAACCGCACCAACAACCACAACCAUGAUAAUAACAACCGCACCAACAACCACAACCAUGAUUACAACAACUGCACCCACAACCACAAUAACAACACCCACAACUACUUUAACAACAACUAUGCCAACAACCACUACCCAAACACCUCCUCCACAAACCACUCCAGUCAUUCAGGAGCCAUCACCUUCCUUCAUGUAUCAGUACAGAAACAAAGUUCAGCGGUGCAAAUCUCAGUUGAUGACCUACAUCGCACUGCUGGUGGUGGAGAUCACCUGCACACUGGCACUGGCUAAGUUCACCCUGUCUCUUUACCGCCUGCUGCAGGGCAGGGAGAGGAUGCACUACACAGUCAAACUCACCCGCUUCUCUUACAGGAGAGAGGUCCUCCUCAAGCCUCUACGAGAGGCAGAGACUCACAGACAUUAA